This is a messenger RNA of Pseudomassariella vexata, 4949 nucleotides long. RefSeq names its product transcription mediator subunit Med12. NCBI's taxonomy places the organism in Eukaryota, Fungi, Ascomycota, Sordariomycetes, Amphisphaeriales, Pseudomassariaceae. The transcript has 4 exons. The coding region runs from base 366 to 4841 and encodes 1491 amino acids. Gene Ontology annotation, biological process: regulation of transcription by RNA polymerase II. The record is from RefSeq and is a predicted model, not a curated record. Gene Ontology annotation, molecular function: transcription coregulator activity. Gene Ontology annotation, cellular component: mediator complex.
CCCCAUCCCAUCGCUAAACUGACUUUCCACUAUCGUGUUGCUGUGCUAAUCAUUCUCGGCGGCGAGACUUCACCUCACUUCCUACGCGAGCAUUGCUAUACUACGCCUUGCCAAAGUGUCCUCACCCCCUCCCGCCAUUUCCAUUGCCUCGCGUGCUCGGUGCAAAGAACGACGUCGGUUUGUGCCCAGUGCUGUGCCCUGGCCCAUUGUAUCCCUAGUCUCGAAAACCAUUACGUGACGGCCGAUGCCGACCGCCGCUGUAUAGGCCUUGCUUCAGUCCCAACGGCAUUCAACGACACCUCCAACACCACCUCCAGCAACCCGCGAGAUAUACUAGACAUGGCGCACUCGAGUGCCAACCCGCGAUGACCUCCCGGCCCCCACUGGCCGUCUCUCAACGGCAGCCCCAGCGAUCUCACAGCGGCUCGGGGCUGUCGCAGAGACCUGCACACCAGCGCACCCUCUCCCAGCAAUAUCUGCCGCCGUCGCCCGUCCGCAACGACCUGGCUCCCGAAGCCGGUGAUGUCGUCCAGGGCCGUUAUGGCUCCAAUCCCAGGCGGGUAGGGUCCAAACUCAAGCUGGAACUGGCUAAUGACGGCAUCACCCACGCCGGCUUCAGCGAGUCCCCCUUGAACCUCGAUCCCCUCUCCGCCAACCGCGUCUUCACCCCGUCGCGCAUAAUGCCCCUCCAAGAGGCUUCAGAACUCGGCGACAUGAGCCCCCAUACCUCGCAGUGCCACACCGCCGACAACGAGUCAAUCCCCCUUCCCAUGCCGCCCAGGCGGGCGCGAUUCGUCGUCCCCAUCCCCCGACCUCAAACCACUCCCGCGCCCGCCCCUGUCAAGAAAGACACGAGACCGAAGCCUUUCGUCCUCGAGACCCCCACCGCUGCCCCACGAUACUCAAACAUGGGCAAGCAAGAGCCGUCAGGUUAUGCCGACUACUACCCAUGGAACGGUGACCAUCCUGAGGACCGUUUCUCAGAGAACAUUAUUCGAAACGGCUACUUUGACAGAGCGCCCCCACAGCUCCAGACAGAGAUGGCUUCGGCCAAGGCGCCUCUGUUUCCCUCGCUCAAGCACAAGAGCGGCCUCCACACGCUAUCAACAUUGUUCACUGGCAUCCUGAACCAGAGGAGACACAGUGGACAAAUCACAUCUACAUCUACUUUCAAGCCCCCGCCUCGAGUCACCCUCACGGAUACCAAACGAGAGGUCUGGCUCAAGGAUCUGGCUAACCCCGCGAUAUCACUCAGGCGGCUCAGCAGGACCAUCCCUCACGGAAUCCGAGGCAAGGUUCUACUCGAGCAAAGCCUCAAGAAGAAUGUACCCACCGAUCGUGCCGUAUGGCUGGCAAAGUGUGUCGGUGCAAACGAAAUCAGAGCCUUCAAGAGAAAAGGUGUAAAUAACACUUUCGUGAUCGGCGGGGAGGCCAAAUGGAUCAGGGAAUGGACCGCCUGCGUCGAGCAGUUUGUGGACACUGUCGUGAGUGCAUUCGGUGAGAACGAAUGGAAAGCCAAGGUCACAUAUGCCAUUCGACUCGCCACACACUUGUAUGCCGAACAUCUUCUGGAUCGCGAUCACUACAUGGAUUGGCUUGUAUCUGGCCUGGAAAACAGCAACCAGGCCAGACUGCCCAUGUGGAUCUUGACUAUACGGAUCUAUUGGAGAGAUCUGCUUCGGUCGAGAAGAACCGGGCGCCGACUGGUUACCGCCAUUCUGGGUCAUCAUACUGCUAUAUGUCAGCACCCGGAUCGCGAUAUUCUUCUACCGCUCUCUACUCAAUUAUCCUCUCUCCUUGAAUCUCUACUACUAAACAGUCCAGAAAGCUUUGUUCAUUCUUUCACGUGGGCAAAAUUUCGGGAUGCACUGCUUUCAUCGUUACCGAGCGAUGAUCAGGCUCAACGCCACGCAUUCGAGUCAAUAGAUAAGCGGAACGAAAGACUGACAAGAACGCAUAUCAAGUCUCAACCUGCGGUACGCGGUAUUCUGGUCAAAUUGCUGGAUACGACACUUCGAACACCAUUUAAAGAUGAUCUGGCAAGCCAAUUAUGGAAAGUCAGCGAACACAAACAUAGUUUGAUUCGAACAGUCCUCGAAUGGAGUAUAUCGCCAUACCGCCCCGGCAUCGCCAAGGUAUAUGUCACGGCGAGCAUCUUGAGGUUCUUCUCGGUACAAGGUGCCGACAUUACCGGCGCCGUUCUCGACUUCCUUGACACGGACCCACUUCGGGAAACUGACCGAAAACAUCUCGUCUAUCACCUUGUUUCAGAGCUGGUACGGACCGACGACUUUUCUGUUCCGAGAUAUCUCCAAUGGCUUAUUGCCAGGGGUGGCUUAGCCAACGCAGUGGAAACUUCGCCCGAUGGCCCCUGCCCCACGCGGCUCUUGGUCGAAGUCCCUAUACACGCACUGAGCGAAUCGAUACGGAGUUUGCGGGCGACAAUUCUUCGGCGGUCUAGCUUCUCUGUCGAAUAUGAGGCCGAGGACAUGGCAACAGCGAUCAGAUGCAUCAAGUACGCACUGUCUGUGCCGUUGGAACUAGAUGAUCCCCUGCUCCUGAAGAAGCCGAUGAGCAUCAGCAAGUUAGCCCACCGUAUAGAACGGAGUAGUCGCGCACUCCAGACAGAAGUCGGAUCUUGGCUCUAUAAUGGGUACAUCGGCGGAAUCGUGCGAAGCUUGUCGUCCGAGAAAAGUGGCGUCGACGACUCAAAUAUCGAGUUCGAUUCCGUUCGGGCCCUAUUGGAAGCCGCUCAGGACUACACAAUGCUCGAAAACGUGUUGAAGGCAUUGGCGGUAUCAUCUAACGCUGAACUCCUGGCAUCCUGCGCUGACACAGUCAACCUACAUAUUCAGGUGUUUGCUGCCACGGGGUCGGCGAAAUCACUGUUCCAAACUUUGUUGGAGCGUCUCAAGGCUAUCCGCGAACAGCAGGGCAUUGGAGCGCGUCCUCUUCUAGCGUCUUUGGCCAGUCUUGCACCGCGCAUUUGCGGUUUGGAGGAGGUAGCUACACAAUUACAGAAAGACCUCAUCAGAACCGACCGGACCAGCGCCGUUGAUGCUUCCUCGCCCCUCUCUGAUACCAUGGCAACACAGCUGCAGGACGACGAGACGGAACUACACGAGCAGAUCGAGAAGCUUGCCAGCUACACCAGUGCUGACCGGCCAACUAUGGAACGUCUCUUUCAAGCGAUAACUUUUCACCGCCUGCAAACAUGUUGGGGAAAACCCGACGAGCGACAACGAGCGUAUUGUAUCCUGUUGACCAGGUUACGGGUAUUCGACACUGGGUAUUUUGAUACACUGAUGAGGUUAUGGGUGCAGCACAUACGCAAGCUUACCCAUCGGCCCCCUGUUGCCCAGAUCUUUCCGCUGCUUAUGAGCUCAGGUUGCUUAUCAUUGGCUGUUUUGUUUGCUACAGCAUCGAGAACCCCAAUGCAGACGGCUCAGGGUCAGCCAAAUCCAGCCAUGUCCGCAUCAAUAUACAUGCAGGAAAUAUUGCAGAUGCUGAUGAUGCCUUUAUCACCGACACAAAUCAUGGCAUCUGAGGAUUGCUAUCGCUUCCGCAUUAUUCAAGAGCAAGCCCGACUGGAGAACGUAAGAGAGGUCAUGCCCCUUAUUCGAGGAGCUCUGGCCGAGUAUUCAUCUUCUCGUAACCAGAUCACUCAACCGUUGGAUGACGAGAAGACCAGAACACAGUUCCUGGAGCUGCUCCGCAGCCUCAUCUUGGUUGACUCGAAUGCGGCUGGUCAAACCCUGUCACCAAAGAGCCCCGACCCCAAACUUGCGAACCUGAUCGAAAGCGUCACCACCAGGUUGCUAACAUCUCGUGAUGGAGGAGGUCAGAAGACGUUCGAACAGGUUCUCGAGUUGGCUAACGAGUUCACCUUGCCUUUCUGCCAGGUAAAGCUUUCGCUGAAUCUCGCCGUCAGUGAAUCGACUGGGCCCGACCACACAGAACGACUCCAAUCGCAGCUGAUACAACUAUCCAAGGCAAUGGACAAUGCGAUAGAUGCGAACAACAUUAUGUGGACGGGAAUGCUGCCUUGCCUAAGUCCGGAAAUUACGCAGCACAUGAGAAACCGGGCUGAGGCACGGUUUCUGUAUCUGAUUCCCUCACUGAAGUGCGCAGUAACAUCAGAAGAGGUUUUUGAAAAGGACAUCCACAUGGCGGAAAACCUCUUGGCGGUAAUCGACUCCAUCAUCCGUGGUGCGCUAACGCCGAAGUCAUCACAAAUCUCGAACGCCAUGGUAGACAAGCUGGUCGAUUUGUGGGAAAUCUUGGCAACUACGAACGACGAAGCCGUUCCAUUAAAAACAGCGACUUUAUCACACUGGCUACCACUUCUCCUAUCCUAUCUCACCCUCAACGCAUCUACUGCCACGGCAACUACAUCGAAGCCGGCCAACGAUACUCGUGCCAGAGCUCUCCUUACCCUGGCCGGGCUUACUCAGGAGCUUGACCAUGCGCCGUCGUCGGACCUUUCGCAGCGCGCCUUCGACCUUGCCCUCGUCCUCGUGGACCAUCUCGCCGACGACGCACGUCUGCAGUGCGUUCGUGCCGUCAAGGACGUUACGGCGGACCCGCGGUUGCGGUACCUCUUCAGCUUCGCGCCGAACCCAGCUGAGAACCUGAUGCUGGCGCAUCGCGAGAAGCCGCCGCCUGGCCUGGGUCCCAACGAGAGACGGGCUUUGGCACUGGGACUGGGCACUGGCAUGCUGCCUGAAAGGUUGACUCCGCUUGUUAUGCGGCGAUGGGAGAUCCUCAAUGAACCAACGCCAAACGUGGGCGAGAACGACACGAGCCUGAGUUUGCAUCUUUUCGAGGCGAGGAAGAUCUAGACGAUCGCUGGAACCCUGGGAGAGAAGCACCGGUCUCGAGAGCAAGUUUCUAGUCCUGACGGAGAUGGGGCCGUGCGGUCCAAGCGGCGAAAGGUCCGGAGUCUCACG